This is a messenger RNA of Anopheles maculipalpis, 399 nucleotides long. RefSeq names its product cytochrome b5-like. NCBI's taxonomy places the organism in Eukaryota, Metazoa, Arthropoda, Insecta, Diptera, Culicidae. Gene Ontology annotation, molecular function: heme binding. The transcript has 4 exons. Gene Ontology annotation, cellular component: membrane; intracellular membrane-bounded organelle. The record is from RefSeq and is a predicted model, not a curated record. Bases 12 to 362 code for a protein of 116 amino acids.
CUAGCACAGCUAUGGCCCCGACGGAGCAGAAACAGUACAGCUUGGCGGAAGUGGCCCAACACAACAAACCGGACGACGUGUGGAUGGUCAUCCACGACAAGGUGUACGAUGUGACCAAAUUUCUCCACGAGCAUCCCGGUGGCGAGGAGGUACUGAUCGAGUGGGCUGGCAAGGAAGCGACGGCCGAGUUUGAUGACGUUGGACACAGUUCGGAUGCCAAAGAACAAAUGAAGCAAUUCCUUGUCGGUGAAAUUAUAGAAGCAGAACGGAAAAAGAAAACUGGCGCCGGUGUCCCUGCCCCUUCCAAUGAAUCCUCAGCAUCGUCCUGGUUUGGAUCGAUUAAGGCGAAAUUUUUCGGUUGAUCCCACUCUCCACGUGUGCUUGUUGCUAGAUUUCAUC